Auanema sp. JU1783 is the source of this 654-nucleotide messenger RNA. Lineage: Eukaryota; Metazoa; Nematoda; Chromadorea; Rhabditida; Rhabditidae. The record is from the annotation of a GenBank genome assembly.
AUGGUUGAUAACAACUGGGGCCAUAUUCCGGCUCCAUCUUCAUCAGUAUCAACUGGGUCGUUGAAGACCAAAAUUUCACUCAAAGCUGGGUCGAGUUACACCGUGGUAUCUCCCUUUUAUACCAUGAAACCAGAGUUGCCCUUGAAAACUCCUAUGUUAGGAAAUGUAGAUUUGUUAGAAGCUUAUGAUCUCGGUCCCUCAUACUCCAAAUACUGUCUUUCACGUAAAACCAAAGGUGAUCUUUCUUCGUUCCUUCCUCAUAUUUAUGGAAACUUCAACAUGGCUCAAGCUCAAGAGAUCAGUUCCCUCAAACACUUAGUUGAAAAACCUCCCAUCAGCAAAGAAGUUCAUGUGCUAACAUCGAACGCCAUGAUUGGUUUCCGCUUAGCAACAGGAGCUGUGGACGAUAGAUAUCGGCAUUUAUUCGAUCGUAAGAAAGAUCAAGAUUCUGAAGUUGAGAAGCGAGACUUUGCGUUCCGUUACAAGCCUGUGGAACCUAUGACUUCUGAUAAGCUCGAUGCUAGAUUAACAUUGUCAGGGGACGAUUAUGAGCGACGUAAGCACAAGAGUGAGAAGAAGGAAAAGAAGAAGAAGAAAGACAAAAAGAAGAAGGAUAAAAAGGAUGAAGAUCGUAAACACAAGAAAGAUUAUUGA